UUGUGUGUACUUUUGGUUUCAAUUAUAACAGUACCCUCUCUCUCUCUCUCUCUCUCUCUCUCUCUGAAUGGACCAUUUUCCCCCAAAACCAAACACCAAUAUAAUGAAGGAAAAACGGAAAGUGAACGUGGAGCUCUGAGUCCUUCCUCACCAACCAACUAACAAUCAUGACCGUUGUCAAAACUCUGCUCUUCUUCCUGUUUCUAACCAUAACCACAACCACCUGCAGCUCCUUGGCUUCCCACUUCGAACAGCUCAACGUGGAGGAAGAAAUGGCAGCGACAAAACUUAAGAACCCACCAAAAGAAACAGAGGAUUUAGAAGAAAAGCAGGGAAAUUGGAAAGUUCAGAUUGUUCACAGAGAUAAAAUCAGCACCGCCCCUGCCAAGGAUCACACCACCCGUUUCAACCAACGAAUGAAACGUGACUUCAAAAGGGUAUCCUCUAUCGUUAACAGUAACAGCCAUGCUUACACGGAAGCAGCGGAAGAAGCGUCCUUUGGAUCCGACGUCGUUUCGGGAACGGAGGAAGGUAGCGGAGAGUAUUUUGUGAGAAUAGGAAUUGGAAGCCCUGCAACUUACCAGUACAUGGUCAUAGACUCGGGCAGUGACAUCGUCUGGGUCCAGUGCCAGCCAUGCGACCACUGCUACAACCAGUCCGAUCCAAUAUUCAACCCCGCCCUCUCCGCCUCCUUCACCGGCGUUUCCUGCUCCUCCUCUGUCUGCGACCAGCUCGACGAUGCCGGCUGCCACCAGGGAAGGUGUCGCUACGAGGUGGCCUACGGCGACGGCUCCUACACCCGAGGCACGCUCGCGCUCGAAACAAUCACGCUGGGGCGGACUCUCAUCCGGAACACGGCCAUCGGCUGCGGCACAUGGAACCAAGGUAUGUUCGUGGGAGCGGCUGGGCUUUUGGGCCUGGGAGCCGGGCCCAUGUCCUUCGUGGGUCAGCUCGGUGGCCAAACAGGCGGCGCCUUCGCAUACUGUCUGCUCUCUCGCGGCAGCGCCUCCUCUGGCUCGCUCCAGUUCGGCCGGCAGGCAUUGCCCCUGGGAGCGGCGUGGGUCCCACUCAUUCCCAACCCCUUCUUUCCCAGCUUCUACUACGUUGGGCUCUCGGGUCUCGGAGUUGGGGGCUCGCGGCUGAACAUAUCGGAGGAUGUUUUCCGGGUAACUGAUCUGGGCGACGGAGGGGCCGUGAUGGACACCGGCACCGCCGUCACCAGGCUUCCCACGGUGGCGUAUCAUGCCUUCCGGGACGCUUUUCUUGCCCAGACCACCAACCUGCCCCGGGCACCAGGACUCUCCAUUUUCGACACCUGCUACGAUUUGAACGGCUUUGUUACGGUUCGGGUGCCCACCGUCUCCUUUUACUUUUCCGGUGGACAGAUCUUGACCCUUCCGGCCAGAAACUUUCUAAUUCCGGCAGAUGAUGCCGGAACUUUCUGUUUUGCCUUUGCGGCUUCGCCUUCGGGGCUUUCCAUUAUAGGGAAUAUUCAGCAAGAGGGGAUCCAGAUUUCGAUUGAUGGUGACAAUGGUUUUGUGGGGUUUGGACCCAAUGUCUGUUGAUUUAGGGAAACAAAUAUUCUUGAGCACCCACCAUCCGAGUUUUGCUAAGUCUUCGCCUUUCCUUUCUCCUACCCAUCUCAUCUCCUUUCAUUUCAUUUCAUAACUUCAUUCAUGUAUUAUACCUCUCAAAAUAACUAAACUCCUCAAUGUCACUGCCAGUUUUUCCCACUUCUUUAAUUCUAGUGUAAUGCUAGCCAGUGCAAUUCAGCAGAGCUGCAUCGCCGGGGAAUCUAGUUACUCUUCCCGCCGCAGUAAUAAUGUGGUCAAAAGAAUCAUGGAAAAAGUAUAGUAGAAAAAAAGUUUGCUUUUUCGGUCGACGCAGAAAACAGUGUACAUAGAAAAAAGGUUGCUUUGAUGUUGAUGUUGUUGGUUUAGGAGUGAGCUUCUAAGAGAGAGAGAGAGAUAAAGGUGCUGGGUGCAGCAAUUGAAUAAUCACCGUUCACCAUCGUUUGAGAUGUUUGAAACCGUCACUUCUAUAAUUUUUGAAUGCAUGCAGACUUUUUGGUA
Vigna radiata var. radiata (mung bean) is the source of this 2072-nucleotide messenger RNA. Its product is annotated as protein ASPARTIC PROTEASE IN GUARD CELL 2-like. Bases 168 to 1565 code for a protein of 465 amino acids. Gene Ontology annotation, biological process: proteolysis. Gene Ontology annotation, molecular function: aspartic-type endopeptidase activity. The record is from RefSeq and is a predicted model, not a curated record. The transcript has a single exon. NCBI's taxonomy places the organism in Eukaryota, Viridiplantae, Streptophyta, Magnoliopsida, Fabales, Fabaceae.